GGCGAUGCGCUGGUGUGAUCCGGCUCACGUACGGAACGAGGGCUGCCUUCGCCUCCUCCCCCGCGCCGCGGUCACGGCCUAGAGGUUAUAAAAGGGCUAACUGGCUCCCUCUGCUGCCCAGUUGCGCUGCCAGCGGCUUGACGGGCGGGACAAGGUAGCGGGCCCGGGUACUGGAGACGGGGACGUGAGGAGCCGCUCCGCUGCCGUCCGCUCCCGCUUCCCAGGUGUGUGAACCUGUAACAUUAUGUCUUCGAAGAUGAUCUGGCAUAUUUUGAUUGUAGGAAUUAUGUUUCCCUGGUCUUUGGCCCAUCCAGGCUUUUUUACUUCAAUUGGUCAAAUGACUGACUUAAUCCGUACUGAGAAAGACCUGGUGAUUUCCCUGAAAGACUAUAUUAAGGCAGAAGAGGACAAACUACAACAAAUAAAAAAAUGGGCAGAGAAGUUAGAUCGACUUACCAGCACAGCAACAGAAGAUCCAGAAGGGUUUGUUGGACACCCUGUAAAUGCCUUCAAGUUAAUGAAACGUCUGAAUACUGAGUGGAGUGAACUGGAGAAUCUGGUCCUUAAGGAUAUGUCAGAUGGUUUUAUCUCUAACCUAACUAUUCAGAGACAGUACUUCCCUAAUGAUGAAGAUCAGGUUGGGGCGGCUAAAGCUUUGUUGCGUCUCCAGGACACCUACAAUUUGGAUACAGACACCAUCUCCAAGGGUAAUCUUCCAGGAGUAGAACUCAAGUCUUUUCUAACUGUUGAAGACUGUUUUGAGUUGGGCAAAGUGGCCUAUACAGAAGCAGACUAUUAUCAUACAGAACUAUGGAUGGAACAGGCAUUGAGGCAACUGGAUGAAGGCGAGGUUUCUACCAUUGACAAAGUCUCUGUUCUAGAUUAUUUGAGCUAUGCUGUUUAUCAGCAGGGAGACUUGGAUAAAGCACUUCUGCUCACAAAGAAGCUUCUUGAACUAGAUCCUGAACAUCAGAGAGCUAAUGGUAACUUAAAAUAUUUUGAGUAUAUAAUGGCUAAAGAAAAAGAUGAUAAUAAAUCAACUUCAGAUGACCAAUCUGAUCAGAAAACCACACUGAAGAAAAAAGGGGUUGCUGUGGAUUACCUGCCAGAGAGACAGAAGUAUGAAAUGCUGUGCCGUGGGGAGGGUAUCAAAAUGACUCCUCGGAGACAGAAAAAACUUUUCUGCCGCUACCAUGAUGGAAAUCGGAACCCAAAAUUUAUUCUGUCUCCAGCCAAACAGGAAGAUGAAUGGGAUAAACCUCGUAUUAUUCGCUUCCAUGAUAUUAUUUCUGAUGAAGAAAUUGAAAUUGUCAAAGAUCUAGCAAAGCCAAGGCUGAGGCGAGCCACCAUUUCAAACCCAAUAACAGGAGACUUGGAGACGGUACAUUACAGAAUUAGCAAAAGUGCCUGGCUCUCUGGCUAUGAAAACCCUGUGGUGUCUCGAAUUAAUGAAAGAAUACAAGAUCUAACGGGACUGGAUGUUUCUACAGCAGAGGAAUUACAGGUAGCAAAUUAUGGCGUUGGUGGACAGUAUGAACCUCAUUUUGACUUUGCACGGAAAGAUGAGCCAGAUGCUUUUAGAGAACUGGGAACAGGAAAUAGAAUCGCUACAUGGCUGUUUUAUAUGAGUGACGUAUCAGCAGGAGGAGCCACUGUUUUCCCUGAAGUAGGGGCUAGUGUUUGGCCGAAAAAGGGAACUGCUGUUUUCUGGUAUAAUCUGUUUGCCAGUGGAGAAGGAGAUUAUAGUACUCGGCAUGCGGCCUGCCCUGUGCUAGUUGGAAACAAAUGGGUGUCCAAUAAAUGGCUUCAUGAACGUGGACAAGAAUUUCGAAGACCCUGCACCUUGUCAGAAUUGGAAUGACAAAUAGGCUUCUCUUCCUCUCCUUUUGUACUUUUCAAUGUGUCUGAUGCACACAUUUCCCAGUCUUAACUUCCAAGAGUUUACAAUUGACUAACACUCCAUGAUUGAUUCAGCCAUGAACCUCACCGAAUGUUUCAUCUGUGGACAAUCAAUAACUUCGUGGGUUGGGUUUUUUGUUUUUUUUUUUCUGUUUGAAAGUAACACUAAAUCACCACAUUAUUUUAUACCUAAAAUCUUGAAGUUCAGUUGGUAUUGCAGAAAAUCAAACAAGGCAGAUUUUUUUAAAUGAGGAUUUUUUUUUUACACUUAUAUUAUUUUAAAGAAUUUUUUGGUUUGACCAAAAAUACAACUUAGGCAUCUGAUUAUAAUAUUUUACUACAUCUUAGUUGGUGAGUGGUAGGUUAGAAUGGACCAUAUGAUUAAAGAUACCUUAUGUUUACCAAGAGUUGCUCUUUUUAAUUUUUUUUUUGCAUUUGCCUACAGACCAGGGUUAAGUCAGGACUCUAAUCUGUAUUCCCUACAGUGUUUUGCCCUUUACAUACAUUAUUACUUUUUUUUCCACUUUCUUUAAUUUUUUAAAAUUUUUGAUAGGAUAUAGAGAAAUUGAGAGGGGAGGAGAGAUAGGGAGAGAGCGAGAGAGAGAGAGAGAGAGAGAGACAGAAGCAGACCUGCUUCACUGCUUGUGAAGCGUCCCCCUGCAGGUGGGGAGUGGGGGCUUGAACCAGGAUGCUUGUGCAUGGUGAUAUGUGCACUUAACUGGGUACACCGCUGCCCAGCCUCUUCAUACUCUAUUCUAAGGUCAUUUUGUUUGCCACAAGUCUUUUUAAAAAAGAAACUGUGUUGAAUUUAACCAAUCACCUUCUCUCCUAGCUCCUCAGUGGUGAAUUAAGUCUAUUCAAGUCAAAUAGUUUGAUUCAAGAAAUGUUUUUUUAACAGAAAGUCCUGCAUGACAACACUGGGCCAUCUUACCCCAAAUGAUCUUCACUUAAUUUAUUUUUUUUCUUUUUCUUUUUUUGUUAAAUGACUGCCCAUAAAAUUUGCUGGUUUUCUUUUCUGAUAAUCCACUACCUUCAGACCAGCCAUAAGUUGCUGGUUUCUUUACUGUUAAUACCCUGUCUCUUUUUCUUGUUAUAACAAGGGGGUAUUAGAAUUUGUGAUUAAAUAAAUACUGUGCCUUAGGAGACUGGAAAUUUAAAAAUGUAGAAGUUCUUUCAAUCAUGAGGGAAAUGAUAAGAAAAAGCCAAAAUGUAUGUUUUUUUUCAAUCCAGAAAUGUGUUGUGACAAUAACCUAUUUAUGAUCUUAAAUCUUUUAAAAAAAUG
This is a messenger RNA of Erinaceus europaeus (western European hedgehog), 3181 nucleotides long. RefSeq names its product prolyl 4-hydroxylase subunit alpha 1 (gene P4HA1). Gene Ontology annotation, molecular function: protein binding; iron ion binding; L-ascorbic acid binding. Gene Ontology annotation, biological process: peptidyl-proline hydroxylation to 4-hydroxy-L-proline. The transcript is spliced from 15 exons. NCBI's taxonomy places the organism in Eukaryota, Metazoa, Chordata, Mammalia, Eulipotyphla, Erinaceidae. The record is from RefSeq and is a predicted model, not a curated record. Gene Ontology annotation, cellular component: endoplasmic reticulum. Bases 245 to 1861 code for a protein of 538 amino acids.